AUCAUGAUCGUUCGGUUACAUGCUAUGUACCAGCGAUCCAGAAGGAUGCUUAUAUUUCUCAUCGUCAUCCUUGUGGCCAUCACAAUCGCCAACGGAGUGAUGGGCAUAAUAUCGACGAUGCAGAUUUCAGGGGAGGAAUUCGUUCUCUCCGGCACCUAUCAGUGCAUCAUUGGCUAUGCGGGAGAUUCCCUAUUUUCUGCAGUCCAUGACUUGGAUCCCUGGCACUGUAUGGGAGGUCCUUGCACUGUGUCUCGCGGUCUGGAUUGCUGUAAAGCGCUUCCGUGAACUGCGACGGCACUCGACAAGUGGUAUCAUUGAGGACUGUUUCAAGGUGUUAGUGAAAACUCACGUGAGGUAUUUUGUGAGUUUUUUGGCUAUCUCUUGCUUCCCGAUCGGUUUGUUCUCUCCGACGGUCUCAGCGGACAUGUAUUCCCUGCACACUCAGAUUUAUCUUGGUCUCGCUGAGAUAUUCCAGGUCGUGCAGAUGUUUGUGCUGGGACCACGCCUCAUCCUCGGUAUUCGAGAAUAUCACGCUGAGCUGAUGGCCAACUCUGAUGCAGCAACUGCUAUGACUUCAAUUGCUUUUCAGGAGUACGUUCAUGUAUCAACCAGCAAUUAGUGUGUAGCGCAGGAGAUACUCGAUAUGAUUGAUUUGCAAUAGGUGCGGGGAGCGAGAGAAUUUGUUUUUAUU
This is a messenger RNA of Suillus subalutaceus, 691 nucleotides long. RefSeq lists its product as uncharacterized. Bases 176 to 619 code for a protein of 147 amino acids. Lineage: Eukaryota; Fungi; Basidiomycota; Agaricomycetes; Boletales; Suillaceae. The record is from RefSeq and is a predicted model, not a curated record. The transcript has 4 exons.